Molecule: messenger RNA, 979 nt
Organism: Anopheles coustani
Lineage: Eukaryota; Metazoa; Arthropoda; Insecta; Diptera; Culicidae
Gene: CNPYb
Product: protein canopy homolog 4
Exons: 2
Coding region: 133-798 (221 amino acids)
Cellular component (GO): endomembrane system
Molecular function (GO): signaling receptor binding
Source: RefSeq, a predicted model, not a curated record
UCUCGAAGCGGUGAGUGCAUUUCGCUGACCUUUCUCUAGUUCAAAAGGUGUCUGCUUGGUAGUAACAAGACUGAUAAGACUGGAGUAGAAGGAUCCUGUGACGAAGCCUGUUCUAAAAAGAAAGCAGCUCAUAUGGCGAUCGUCGGAAGCAUGUUGCAAGCGUUAUUGGUUUUAAUUUUUAUCGCUACAUCCCCUAUCUACGGCGGACCGGAAGAGGAAGAAGGCGUAAAGUAUGCUGAUCGCUGCGAAGCGUGCAAAAUACUCGCUACGGAACUGCAAGCCCGGCUCACCGAAACCGGCAAAUCACACGACGUCAUAGAGCUCGGGUACUCCGUGGACGAUGUGAAGCCCAAAAAGCGCACCGAGUACCGGCGCAGUGAGCUUCGUUUGCUGGAAACAUUGGAGAACGUGUGCGAGCGAAUCCUGCAGUACAACAUUCACAAGGAGCGCAAGGACAGUACCCGUUUCGCCAAAGGGAUGUCGCAGACAUUCCAAACCCUGCACGGACUCGUCGAUAAGGGUGUUAAGGUGGACCUUGGCAUCCCAUACGAGCUGUGGGACAAACCGUCGGCCGAAAUCACCCAGAUGAAAACGCAGUGCGAAACGCUGAUCGAAGGCUACGAGGAUGUCAUCGAGAAAUGGUACUUUGAAAAGCAGGAUCAAAAACCCUUGAUCGAGUACCUGUGCGUGGACAAUGUGCUGCGAAACAAAAAUCAUCAGUGUCUCUAUGAGGAGCUGGAUGAUGCGAAAAAGAAGACCAAAAACAAGAAGGCCAAAGCAGCUAAGGAGGAACUGUGAAGUCGUUAGCCAGCCGGGCAUGGUUUGAUAACCACGUAAUCACGGACGAAUCAAACCGAGCUUUGUGAACAAAUUCAUACACCAUUGCAUCGAAAUAAUGACGUUGGCGAUCAGUACUGCCAUUUACGUGUAAAUUACGAAAAAAGUAAGGGUUAAUGUGAUAAUAAAGCGAUCGUUUAAA